GGAGACUCAAUCCAGCAACAAGCGAUACCGCCGGUAGGAUCUAUCGCCACGGCGACCGUGCUCGUCUGCAUACAUUCGCUGCCGCAUUGCCGGCUGCGUCGAUCGCUGCAUUCACAACUCCCGCAUCACUCGAGCCUGCGUCGAGACCCUUCCUCGGACCCAAUCCUGGUCUUGGGCCGAUCCUCACGCCGUGUGCCUCUGCUGCCAUCAGCCAUGCUGUUCAAACAAUCGGUCCUCUCGGCAUGCGCUCGCGCCCGAACCCAGGCGCUUCGCCAGCCCAUGCCCGCCAUGGUCCCUGUUCGUCUUUCCCACCGCAAGUCCCCGCCUCCCCCGAAACACUGGACCAAGCGCGGCAUCGAUGAGUCCAUCCUGAACUCUCUGUGCGAUGCCGCCAAGGUUGCCGAGGAGCAGGUCUAUCUGGACUCCAACUAUGCUCGGGAUCUUCUGCUAGACCAGCGCGACAGAUACGAGUUCUUCCUCCAGACAUGCGACGAGUUCCAGAUCCCCAUCGAGUUCAACAGACGACUGUCCCAGGACCACGCCUCUGGACGCGAGACAUCGGACUGGGUUGCUGCCCAGAUGGAGCAGCAGGGCCGACUCACUUUCUAGAAUAUAUCAGCGCGACGAGGCGCCAAGCCAGCAACUGUGCUCGAGUGCCUGGUGCCGCCUCCCUGCCUCCUGUUGUUUGGCCGACAUCUGGUUUCCGCUCUGGAUCAAAAUACACCCGGCUCGCCACAA
This is a messenger RNA of Polychytrium aggregatum, 738 nucleotides long. RefSeq lists its product as uncharacterized. The transcript has 4 exons. The record is from RefSeq and is a predicted model, not a curated record. The coding region runs from base 214 to 609 and encodes 131 amino acids. Lineage: Eukaryota; Fungi; Chytridiomycota; Chytridiomycetes; Polychytriales.